GUGCAACAGGCAGUCUCAGCAUGGGCAAGGAAACCUUGAUUAGUCUCUCGCAUCUCAUAAAUGAGCAUGUUAAUUUAAUAUACAAUCCUAAAUAGGUCCCUCAGAGUGAAUAUCUCCACCUCAACGGCUAGGGCAGCCUCCGGCCUCGUGAACCUGAACUGAUAAAUGCAGAAUCGAUGCCUGAAGAUAUGCAGCAGCAGAUCAUCAGAGAGACCUUCCACUUGGUCUCCAAAAGAGAUGACAAUGUUUGUAACUUCUUGGAAGGAGGCAGUUUGAUAGGUGGUUCAGAUUACAAACUUAUCUACAGGCAUUAUGCUACCCUGUAUUUCGUCUUUUGUGUGGAUUCUUCUGAGAGUGAACUGGGGAUUCUUGAUCUCAUACAGGUCUUUGUGGAAACCCUUGAUAAGUGCUUUGAAAAUGUUUGCGAGCUGGACCUAAUUUUUCAUAUGGAUAAGGUUCAUUAUAUUCUUCAGGAGGUUGUGAUGGGGGGAAUGGUUCUGGAAACAAAUAUGAAUGAAAUUGUGGGUCAAGUAGAAAAUCAAAGCCGCCUGGAAAAAUCUGAGGGGGGCUUAUCGGGAGCUCCAGCCAGGGCUGUCUCUGCUGUAAAGAAUAUGAACCUUCCAGAAAUUCCCAGAAACAUCAAUAUUGGCGACAUCAACAUCAAAGUUCCUAAUCUUUCUCCUUUUGUUUAAAAAGCACCCUGGACACGUAGCAAUAGUCCAUAUCAUUUCCCUCAGCAAAUAAUCAUUUACAUUGCCCUUGUUAUAAGAAUGUAUGUGUGUGUGUGUAACUUUAAUUUACUACUGGUUGUUUAUUUCAUUUGUGUAAGUUUCUCUUUUGUCUUCCUCAUUAAGAAGGAAAGAAAAGAUCAUAAAAUAAUAUAAGGUAUAUCAUGAUGCACUAUAUGGCCAAAAAUGUGUGGGCACCCAUCCAAAUUGUUGAGUUCAGGUGUUUCAGUCAGCCAUUGUUAAAAGACAUAUAUAAUCAAGCACAUAGCCAUGCAAUCACCAUUGAUAAACAUGGCCAGUAGAAUGGGUCAUACUAAAGAGUUCAGUGACUUUAAAUGUGGCACUGUUAUAGAAUGCCACCUUUGCCACAAGUCAGUACAUUAAAUUUCUGCUCUCCCAGAUCUGUCCUAGUCAGCUGUAUGUGUUAUUAUUGUGAAGUGGAAGCAUCUAAGCACAACACCAGCUCAGCCAUGAAGUUGCAGACCAUGCAAACACAUAUAGCAGGACUGCCAAGUGCUGAAGCGCAUUGUGGGUAAAAGUCACCAGUCAUCUGCUGCAUCACUCACAGUUCCAAAAUGCCUGCAGUCUUCUCGUCCAACAUUAGUUCCUCACAUUACAAAUUCUCUUUUGGCUGAAUGGGCACGAACUCCCACAGACACAUUCCAAAAUCUUGUGGAAGCCUUCCCAGAAUAGUGGAGACUGUUGUAGCCUCAAAGUGGGGGGAGCAACCCCAUAUUAAUGCCCAUGAUUUUGGACUGGGAUGCCCAACAAGCCCUUAUAGGUGUGAUAGAUAGAUAUGAUGAUCAGGUGUCCUCAAGCAUUUGGCCAUGUAAUGUAUUUGUGUUGUUAAUGGUGUGACCAAUCCUGAGCCCACAGUAAAGAAGUGUCUUUUUAAUGUUCGAUUCUCAUUAGAAACUUUACAAUGGUUAUUAAAAGGAAAAACAGAGUUAUAAUUAGGGGUCAAAGUGAAAAUUGUGCUGUGUGCUAGUUAUAAUAAUUUAUGCAAAAUAUUUGUUUUAUUGAAAAUUGUAUCAACAAAUUAUUUUAAUUUCAGUUAGGAUAAUGCUAACUUAGUGAUGCGCUCCUUUUCACAGGUGAGGCUUCAAAUUGUUUUAUGACCUAUUUUAUAAGUAAGGUGUUUUGCUACUGUAUUCAGUCAUUGAAGAACUCUUAUUAUUCCCUUUAUAUUAAUGCAGUCACUUAAUCGUUCAUGUGAAGAUAGAUACUGUAUAGUAUGAAAAUAACUUGAGGUUAAAAUUGCAGUAAUUUCCGGCAACUAUUUAUUCAUGCUGACUUUAAAAUUUCUUUUGCCAUGGCUGCUGUAAUUAGCCAUUUACAGUGGGAUGCAAAAGUUUGGGCAACCUUGUUAAUAGUCAUUAUUUUCCUGUAUAAAACGUUG
Polypterus senegalus (gray bichir) is the source of this 2127-nucleotide messenger RNA. It is a transcript of the gene ap3s2, whose product is annotated as adaptor related protein complex 3 subunit sigma 2. The coding region runs from base 177 to 692 and encodes 171 amino acids. The record is from RefSeq and is a predicted model, not a curated record. Gene Ontology annotation, cellular component: membrane coat; AP-3 adaptor complex; intracellular membrane-bounded organelle. NCBI's taxonomy places the organism in Eukaryota, Metazoa, Chordata, Cladistia, Polypteriformes, Polypteridae. The transcript has 6 exons. Gene Ontology annotation, biological process: Golgi to vacuole transport; intracellular protein transport.